CAACAUAUACAACAAAGAUAAAAACCGCUGUUCACAGCUUCAGCGCAUCCAACGGCAUACCAGUUCACACAAGCAACAUGCAAUCGGUACUAGGAAAAGUCAUCGGCCCGAAGGAGAUCCACCCCGAGAACCUCAAUGGACGCGUCGCAGUCGUGACAGGUGGCGCACUCGGUAUUGGGUGUGUACUGCCCUACUCCUGACCACAUCCGAACUAACAAUGUGAUAGAUAUGAAGUCAGCCGCGCGCUCGCCCUUGCCGGCGUGAAAGUUAUCAUGGUGAACCGCAAAGAAGAGCAAGGAACCGACGCCAUCGAGACCAUCAAGAAAGAGAAGGCAGAUGCACAAGUUGAGUGGAAGCAUUGCGACAUGGGCAACCUGAACGAAGUGAAGAGCGCAUUCACCGAGAUCCGGAACUCACUAGACCGCCUCGACUUCUUGGUCCUCUCGGCGGGUAUCAACACCAACCAGUACGGCACAGAUCACGACGGAAUCGAUCGCCAUUUUGGUGUCAACUGGCUCGGUCACUUCUACGUGUGCAAUCAGCUGUGGCCUUUGCUCCGCAGGACAGGAAAGUUAGGCGAGAAGCCUGCUCCGAGAGUGGUGUUUGAGGCGAGUGAGAUGCAUCGCGGUGCGCCGCCGAACGUGCACUUUGGCAGUCUGGAGGAGCUGAACAACCCUGAUAUUGGACCCACACAACUCUACGGACGCACCAAGCUGGCUAUGAUCCUGGGUGCCAAGUACGGGCUGAGAGACCAUGUCAUCAAGCCUAACAGUGACAACAUCUACGCCUUGAGUGUGCACCCUGGUGCGGUCAAUACAGCAAUGCAGCAGCAGUGGAAAGACGCUUACCCUGGCAUCACCGGCGUCAUUCUCACCAAUGCCAUGCUCUUUGCCGGUCGUUCACCAGAGCAGGGUUCCUACAGUGCGCUGUGGGCACUGACCGACCCAUCCAUCGAAGAGAAAGACCUCAACGGUUACUACUUCGCAGACCCUGGGCAGCCAGGAAAAGAGACUGCGCAGGCGAGUGACCCAGCACUUGGCGCUGCGCUGUGGGAUCUGAGUACGCGACUUGUAAAGGAGAAGGUUGGUGAGGACGCUUUGCUGGACUGGAACGCGGAGGGGAAGCAGAACUAAGUGAAUGAAAGCAAGCACACUUUGUUAGUAACAGACGUUUAGAUGAGAUACCUCUAAUGAUCAAAUGAUGAC
Messenger RNA from Macroventuria anomochaeta, 1205 nucleotides. Its product is annotated as putative short-chain dehydrogenase TIC 32, chloroplastic. Lineage: Eukaryota; Fungi; Ascomycota; Dothideomycetes; Pleosporales; Didymellaceae. The transcript is spliced from 2 exons. The coding region runs from base 273 to 1133 and encodes 286 amino acids. The record is from RefSeq and is a predicted model, not a curated record.